Molecule: messenger RNA, 3097 nt
Organism: Pocillopora meandrina
Lineage: Eukaryota; Metazoa; Cnidaria; Anthozoa; Scleractinia; Pocilloporidae
Source: the annotation of a GenBank genome assembly
GAAAGAAAGUGACAUGUUCAUCUACUGCUCACAAUCGCGUUGCCGUAGUUAAUCUUAGCGAUUUCAACUGAAAAGCGCUUGAAAUCUGCAAAUGGCGCAGAGUUUUUGAAACAUCUCAAGUUACAGUUAUAAUCACGCAACCCGUUAAAACUAAUUACGAGCUCAGAAGAGGCUCAUAUUUCACUGGACGUAAGAACUUGCACAUUCACGCUCAGAACUGAACUAGUUCAGAGGACAGCGAGGCCAGGAAUUGAGGUUCUUGUAUCAACAAGUCAGAUAUUUUACCCUAAGCAGGAAUAGAACUCAAACGAGUGGAAAUGGAAUCGUGGAGAGGGAUAAAGCUAUUUCUCGCCGUUUUCAUCCUCUCGUCUUUUCUCAAGAAUGAAAGUAUCGCAGGUAGGUGUGCCAAGAACUUCUACUCUUCUCGCUAUUAAACGCGUUUCAUACAAAUAUAACUGUGAUUUAGACUAACAAAAUCAUUUCGCCUCGCUAAAUUUAACAGCUGAAAAGUUCCGGUAAGCAUGUUCGACGAAGUAGAGAAAGCUGAGAUCAAUAACACUUAAUUACCGAUUGAAUUAAAUCAAAUUAAGAGUCUACAAUUUCGAUUCCUGAUAUGGUUGAUUGUGUUUUAUUUCCGAUAGUCCUUUGCCACCUCACGCGAAACUAUCGCUCAUUUCAAGAUGGUUUUGUUGCAAUUUUGUAUUAGCAUAUUACGUUACUCUGCCAAGCAAGGUACAUGAAUAUUAACAAAACCGGCUUUUAAAUCUCAUUUUCGAGAGCAGAACUGACUUUUCCGCCCAUGGAGUAAAGACUUAAAAGUAAAAUGUAAACUUUGUUUAAGAGAAAAACUUCGCGUGGCAGAGAUGGAAAACCACUUCAAGGAAGGUUGUUAGAGUGAAAAGUUACUGGAAAUCUACGAGUAAACAGGCGAUUGUGUGACGUCCACAAGGUCACACACAAGCUCAAUUAUCCAUCCGUUUCACGAAGAAUAUCCCUGUCUACAUCACAAGUGAUUACCGAUUUUAAUCGCUUAAAUAAGAGAUAUUUAGCGAUCAGUUAUAUUUUGUGAGAAAGACUUAAGGACAAAUAAGGUGUUCUUUGGAAAUCAAAUAGAGGAGACAUUGUAAAUGACGCCAUUUUCGAGUUUUAGCAUGUCUUAAAAGCUGUUGUUUUUCUGAGUAUAGACAACAAGUUUGAGUUAAUUGAGUUUUCUGUCAAUUCUCAUAAAAUAUGUCAAAUGAGUUUGUUGAAGUGAAUUCUCGAAUUAACAAAAAGUGUUUUACUCAAUAGACAUAUUCGCGGCGUUCUUGGUAAACUAAUACUUCUAAAUAUAAACUAAUACUUAUAAAUAUAAACUUAUACUAAAGUGCUAUAAUUUUUCUGACUUUCUUACAUCUGAAGCCUAUUUCCUACUAACUUAGAACUUGAUAGCCACACGAAACAAAUUAAUUUUAGAUAGAUUGAUUGAAAUUCACGGCAUGACAGAGGCAGCUGAGAAAACAAAUGACUUUGCAGCUGAGGAAACAAAUGACCCUCGUGAAUGAUUGUCUAAACUGCUUGUUAACUCUACCAGUCCUGGAUAUUUUUUUCGUUCUGACUGAUGGGAAGAGGGUUCAGUUAAGUUCAGGGUUUCAAGAUUCAGUAUCCAGAGAAGGUUCCCUGAUAGCAGAACAGUUGUAAUUGACUGCAUUUCUAGUUUAAUUCGUCUUACAUUUCAGGGCGACUCGAUCCUGUUAAUUCACCGUAAAUAUAUGAGAUCGUUUUACGCGUCUAUUAAAAUCCUUCUUGCAAAAGGGUUCGGAAAGCAAAUGGGCUAACAGUCGUUCAGUAGACUUUGCUUAACAACACUUUGAAGACAUAGAAAUAAUAACGACUUUUUUAAACAGGUCCAACUGCAGUAUCAAGUCUACAAUGCUACACCUGUUAUGCCGAAACUUCGUGGAAAGACUGUGAUAAGGUUAAAACUCUACACGUUUGCAGAGAGGAUGACGAUGUUUGCGCCAAAGUGGAAAUUAACCAAGGAUACAUAAAUGGAACUCUUCGUAUACAGUACUCAAGGCACUGUGCAACUGCAAGUUAUUGCAGCAACAAAGAAUGCAAAAGUUAUGGCUGGGCUUGCAAAAUAGAUUGUUGUCACGAGAAUAAAUGCAAUACAGGCCCUACCACCUGGGCUAACUUGAUGCUGGUAGUUGCAAUAUUUUGCCUACAGGCAAUAAUUCAUUAAAUAAAAAAUAACUCUUUAAAUUUUCUCAAAACUUGAUCUAUGAGAAAUUACUUUUCAAGACAGGAAAACUUGACGUUCAUGCAUUGCCUUGUUUGCUAGAUAUCUUGAUUAGUUUAAAAAGUUAGAGCAAAAUUGGAGUAGUUUCAUUGGAUCAAAGCUUCCCUGAAAUCAAAUAUCUUCAGCUGUCUUAAAAUCCUUUUUACUGAAACAUCUGAAGUUUCUUUGAAAUAUUUAAUUGGGGAGAAUCUUUCCCCUUUGAUAAGCAAGUGAUGUUUUGAGUACUGCAAAUCCUAAGUUCUCUUAACUGAGAACACAAUUAGAAGCAUAAGUCACACUGCAGGUGAUGUUUUACAACUUUUUGUGAAGAACCCAUUUUCUCUAGAUGCUGGUGUUAUCACAUGUACCUGUGUAUUCAACACCAGAAUAUUGUUCACUCUCUGCUUCUUAUCAUAACAUGCACAUGAAUUAGUGAAUACAUUGAGAAGAAUAAACUGUUUGAGAAACUACUAAAAGAAAAUUGAAAAACUACACUUUAUCAAGAACCUAGUGCAUAGUAGCCAUUAGUUGGUUGAAGUUGUGGUAUAGUUCACUUGUGUAAGGAUUUUAACCUAAUCAUGGUAUACUGUGUAUAUAGAAGUAACAUUUAUGGCCAGCAAGGAGUAGAAAUGAGGGGGAAGCCACUUUAAAUUUAUACCAUUUUACAUAUUUACUAACCUAUUUAAAAGAUAGACUGUUUAACAUUGAUAAUAUAUGUACAUCUCUAAUAUAAUAUUUCAUUGGUAGAAUAAUUUUGAACAACAAUGAUUAUUAUCAAUAUUUAAUUCAACUGUAUUUCAAAGCUUCUUCAAUAAACAUCAAAAAGACUUCUUAACA